UUUUAUUUUGGCAGCAUGGAGAACGCCAAGAACGGCCCCCCCAAGACCUUAAAAUACAAGCCGCUUGUUCGCAUUGGGAUUGCCGUCCUGGUGCUGCACACCGUCUGCUGGUUGGGAUGGAAUGCGGUGAAUCCUGGAGCAGAGUCCAGCAAUGCGGCGGCCACAGCCAAUGCCCAUCAUGAACGCUUGCGGGCGGCCAUCGAACAGAAGUGACCCGCCUGUGACGUAAUGGCCAACAAGUUUUGAUAAAUGUGAAUUGAUAUGUGACUAUAACAGUAAACAAGAAGUACAAUUAACCGAAAAA
Messenger RNA from Drosophila persimilis, 304 nucleotides. RefSeq lists its product as uncharacterized. The transcript has a single exon. Bases 16 to 213 code for a protein of 65 amino acids. The record is from RefSeq and is a predicted model, not a curated record. Lineage: Eukaryota; Metazoa; Arthropoda; Insecta; Diptera; Drosophilidae.